ACUUGACAGGUACCCGGUCUUCAAAAGCGUAACACGCAUUCAUCGGUGCAGCUGAGCUGAGUACAACGAAAUGAUCUGGACAACUCUUCUUCUUUUCCAUGGAGUUCUUAUAAUCUUCUGGAUGCUUUCUAAUCGGUCAAGAUCGAAGAAAGAACCUCCUUUGGAUAAAGGAGUCAUUCCGUGGCUGGGUCACGCGCUUGAAUUCGGAAGAGAUGCCUCAAAGUUUUUAACGCGAAUGAAGCUGAAACAUGGCGACAUCUUCACGGUACGUGUUGCUGGACUCUAUGUGACGGUGUUGCUGGACCCAAACUCGUACGAUGCAGUCCUGGAGGACUCGGUCACACUGGACUUCACUCGCUAUGCCGAGGUGCUGAUGCGAAGGAUCUUCAGUUUGUCGCUCCCCAAUCACAACGCUUCCACGGAGAAGGCCUUAAUGAGGCGGCACUUCCAAGGAGAGGGUCUUACCUGCCUCAAUAGUGUUAUGGAGGGGAAUCUCCAGGCCCUGCUGCAAUCUGAGACUCCCCAGGACCGGGAGAACUGGAAACGUGACGGGCUCUUCAACUUCUGCUACAGCCUGCUAUUUAGGGCUGGAUACCUAACGCUGUUUGGAGCAGAGCAGAACGACCGCAACAGAGACUCGUCUGCAGUCUACCAGGAGUUCCGAAAGUUUGACGCCCUCCUGACGAAAAUGGCACGAAACACGCUGAACUCAGAGGAGAAGGGGAUCUCCGGGUCUGUGCGUCAGCGGCUGUGGGGCCUACUGUCCGCGGCCCUGCCCAGGGGGAAGACUGAAGACCGCUGGCUGCAGAACUACCUGCGGCACCUGCGGGAGGAGGGCGUGGACGUGGAGACGCAGAAACGGGCCGCGUUGCUUCAGCUCUGGGCCACGCAGGGUAAUGUUGGUCCUGCUGCUUUCUGGCUGCUCGGCUUCCUGUUGACCAACCCUGAGGCCAUGUCUGCUGUGAAAAAGGAGUUUGACAGCCUCUCUGUGCUAGCAGAUUCACCACAGCACCUCCCAUUCGACAAGUUACAGAACACCCCAGUGUUUGACAGUGCACUCAGCGAGACCCUGAGGCUCACCGCGGCCCCUUUCAUCACGCGAGAGGUGCUGAACAACAAGACGCUACGCAUGGCCGACGGCCAGGAGUACGACAUCAGGAAGGGGGACCGGAUGUGCCUGUUCCCCUACAUCAGCCCCCAGAUGGACCCCGAAAUCCACCAGGAACCCGAGAAAUUCAAGUACGACAGGUUCUUGAAUUCCAACGGCAGCGAGAGAAGGGAUUUCUACAAGGGCGGGAAGCGGCUGAAGUACUACACCAUGCCGUGGGGCGCAGGGAAGAACGAGUGCGUGGGCCGCCUCUUCGCCAUCGGCAGCAUCAAACGGUUUUUGUUGACGGUGCUAACCCAGAUGAACCUGGAGUUGUGUGACCAAGACUCUACCAUGCCAAAAGUCAAUGCCAGUCGCUAUGGAUUUGGGGUGCUACAACCAGAAGGAGAUUUGGAAAUACGCUACAAACUAAGAUGCACACUUUAGGGCCCAGCAACUCUGCAUGCCAAACAUGUCAGUGCUAAAUCAACUGUAACAACUCUAACUAUUAACAGUUAUAAGUUGGCUACUUUAUCAGAGUUGAUUUACAUCAACAUUUUAUGCUGAACAGCUUUUUCAUCUGUAUAAAUAAAAACAUGUCCAUAUUUAUAAUAUAUUUUGUACUUAUUUUUAUAUUUUGUCAUUCAUUAAAUAAUAAAUAUUGUUUGUUUUACUUUUCUA
Molecule: messenger RNA, 1768 nt
Organism: Conger conger (European conger)
Lineage: Eukaryota; Metazoa; Chordata; Actinopteri; Anguilliformes; Congridae
Product: prostacyclin synthase-like
Exons: 10
Coding region: 71-1534 (487 amino acids)
Biological process (GO): prostaglandin biosynthetic process
Molecular function (GO): monooxygenase activity; prostaglandin-I synthase activity; heme binding
Source: RefSeq, a predicted model, not a curated record